UAGAGGACAGGUCACGCGGCGAGGAGGCAGAGGCAGCCAAACAGCUCGAACAGCUAAUGAGAAGACUGUGCACACAUUAAGAAAGCUAUUGCUUUCUUUCCCCUUCAUCUCUCCUUCUCUGGUUCAAAGUGAAAGUCAAGAGAUGGAUAACCGACCAGUCUACAACUUUUCACAUUCGGAUUUCCAGUUAAUUGGAUUUACAGACCUGCUCUCAUACCGGCCUGUGCUCGCCCUGCCAUUUUUCGUCAUCUUAGUUUACACAAUCACUGCUAACUCUCUUCUAAUGCUGGUAAUUGUGAAGACGAACAGUCUGCAUGCUCCCAUGUACAUUCUGAUUGCAAUGCUUGCAUUUUUUGGUAUUGCUGUUCCAAUAUGCAUUGUUCCAAGGCUAGUGAUCAGUUUAGCAUUUGGCCAGAAUGGAAUUACUAAAGGUGAAUGUCUUACUCAGAUGUUUCUUGUGCAUCUCGCUGGCUGUUUUCAGUCCAGUAUUCUUCUUUGGAUGGCUGUCGACAGACUUUUUGCUAUAAUUUACCCACUGCGUUAUCACGACUUUGUAAAUGUAAAAAACUCAAUGCUUUUCUGUUCUGUUUUAGUCGUCCGUAAUUUUGUAUACACAGCUGGAAUGGUUGGUCUGGUUGCACCCCUUCCGUUUUGUAGAUCAAACCUUGUGUAUCACUCCUGGUGUGAGCACACGAUAAUUGUUACUAUGGCCUGUGGUGAUGUGACGAAGAAUUAUUUAGCAGGUAUAAUAGGUCUCAGCAUUCCAAGCACUGACUGUGUUUUUAUAGCAGGCUCCUACACUGCUGUCUUUGUGGUCAUAUUCAAGUCUCCUUCAGGAGAAUCUCGUCAAAAGGCCAUUCAAACAUGCAGCUCCCACUUAACCACUAUAGCCGUGGCCUAUCUCAGUGCUGUCAGUGCAUUCAUUGGAUAUCGCGCAACUACAAUUCCACGCGAUCUACGCGUGUUAACCAGCCUAAAUUAUAUGCUCCUUCCUGCUUGUGUAAACCCUCUGAUUUAUGGGAUACGUACAAAAGAAAUUCGAGUAGUCUUAAUCAAAUACCUGAAAUUUAAUAAGGUUGAUGCGUUUUAACAAUGUGCAUUGUUAAUUGGUCAGUUGGUUUGUUUGCUGUUUUCAACAUGUCAAUUUUAAACUAAAUGCCAAUGAAACUCAUUAUAUAUAUAUAUAUAUAUAUAUAUAUAUAUAUAUAUAUAUAUAUAU
Molecule: messenger RNA, 1219 nt
Organism: Astyanax mexicanus (Mexican tetra)
Lineage: Eukaryota; Metazoa; Chordata; Actinopteri; Characiformes; Acestrorhamphidae
Gene: or55c1
Product: odorant receptor family 55, subfamily C, member 1
Exons: 2
Coding region: 143-1090 (315 amino acids)
Biological process (GO): G protein-coupled receptor signaling pathway
Cellular component (GO): membrane
Molecular function (GO): G protein-coupled receptor activity; olfactory receptor activity
Source: RefSeq, a predicted model, not a curated record